Molecule: messenger RNA, 2358 nt
Organism: Colletotrichum siamense
Lineage: Eukaryota; Fungi; Ascomycota; Sordariomycetes; Glomerellales; Glomerellaceae
Product: Heterokaryon incompatibility protein 6, OR allele
Exons: 1
Coding region: 1-2358 (785 amino acids)
Source: RefSeq, a predicted model, not a curated record
AUGUCUACCAUCACCUACCGCGAAGGGCUUAGCGGCCAGGAGAUUCGUCUCCUUCGUCUUCUGCCUGGCGAGUGGCUCGAAGACCUCGUUGCGGAAUUGUAUGUCGCCGACCGGGAUCAAGACUAUGUUGCGUUAUCCUACGCUUGGGGUAGCACACGAAGGUCCAACAAGAUCAUUGUCAACCGUCAUGUCCACUUCAUCACCUUCAACCUCGACCGGGCGCUGAGGGCCAUUCGCCGAACCACAGGAUCCAUCGUCAUUUGGGUGGAUUCCGUGUGCAUCAACCAGGAAGAUGCUGUCGAAAAAAGCCACCAAGUCGGAUUAAUGCACGACAUUUUUGGUUCUGCCACUGAGGUUAUUGCCUAUGUGGGCGAUGGCUUGGAUCGCAGUCGUCAAGAUUACCCUCGCCGCUUCGCAAGACUUGGACUGGCCGAUCCGGUGCGUUUCACUGGCAAACGGACGGACUUGCCUGUUAUCGAGAGAUCGAUCAGUCUUUGGCAGAACUCGACGUCAGGGUCGCUAACAGAACACGAGGAGAUGCUAUGUCUUUACGGUAUUAUUUCGGCCCAACUGCAUGAGAGCUUAACGCAUCCAGCACAGAAGCGGAUGUUUCACCUGGGCAAUGCGAUUGAUGAACGGCGUUUGCGACUAAUGUCGGAGAGAAUCCGUCUUUUCGCCGUUAGCGACUGGUGGAAUCGCAUGUGGAUUAUUCAGGAAGCCUGCGUUGCGAAAGAGCUCACCAUUAUGUACGGUCGCGUCUCGAUGCCGUUCAGCAUCAUUGGACACGGUGUACACGAUAUUUUAAGCUCUUCUGUCCCUGGUAUUACUGAGUUUGCCAAAGUGGUUUCAUUCUUGGCCGAAAAGGCCGACGCGAUCAACUUCCUACGCGUGACAAGAUCCUAUAAAUCGCUACCCUUCGCAAACAACAGCCCGCUCCUCUGGUUGCUGAGAAAUUUCCGGAACAGGCGAUCAUCCGAACCCCGCGACAAGAUAUUCGCCCUGCUUCGACUUGCUCGCAACUUUAAAACGGAAGCACACUAUGCUAAAUUUGACUUGAAUAUCGAUACCGACUACAAAGUCAGCGUCCACACGCUCUUUGCACACGUGGCCUACGAAAUCAUCAAGCAAACUGGUCUGUUCUGGGUUACAACAUUCGACCUCCUCGCGAAAAGUCGAAACGAUGUCCCUUCGUGGGUUCCUGACUGGUCAUCGGACUAUGCGGUCCCCGGUUGGAAUCAACACCGCGUGCGCCUCCACGGAGAGCUCUUUCAGAUGUUUAACGCCAGUCGUGCUAGGUUUCUACACUCCCAGCAUGACGGCUUAGAAGAUCUCUAUGUAUUACCACAGCAGCAUUUCCAACGCUUGGCUGACGGGGAUCUCAUUACCGGUUCCAACUGGCAGCCAAUUCAUCACCUACCCGCUCAGGUAGCUCCAGUACCCCCCGAAGCACAACCGUCAUUUGUCUUGACCGUCUCCGGGGCUGCGUGUGGAGAGAUUUUAGGCGCCACUGAUCCUUUGGCGAGCGACUUUGCCAAUCUCGGAGAGAUACUCUACCAAAUCAUCACAAUAUGCCGGCUUUUCAAGGAUGAAUUUCAGCUCCAAUAUCGCAAGCCCUUUGUGGAGAUCAUUUCGCGUAUUCUUUCCUUUUCGGCGAGAACCCAACGGAGUCCUGGUGGCUAUAGAUCACCACGUUGGCUAAGCAGCACAGAAGAAACACAGUUGUCUUUCUGGGUGUUGGUCCGUUUUCUGGCGUCACCCUUUGCGAACUACUGGCCGCGCAAGGAAUCCUACAGCGAAGACGAUAUCAUGAUCUGGGACAAACACCUCCAGGAGGAUGAAGAAUGCAGCUUGCGCAUCAGCGAGUGCAUUGGCGAUCCUCCACUAUUCUGGACAAUCUCGUCUCAAGCAGAGAUUCCCGCCAGCGACGACGAUCUAAGCCUUCCGCUCUUCACAUUUACCAGCGAUUUCAAUCUCAGAACCGACCAGAAGGAUGUCAAAUCGACGAGAACAUGGCAGGAAGACGAAAGCUGGGUGGAAGGUACCAUCAGAGCCGUGGCCAGCGGCAGUAGACUCUUCGUGACCUCCAAAGGGCAGCUUGGCUUGGGCCCAGAAAAGACGCGCACAGGAGACGCGGUCUGCAUCCUCGAGGGUGGUCUCAUGCCCCAUGUCUUGCGGAAACGAUCAGAAAAACGCGGAGUCACCAUGGUGGGAACCUGCUACGUUGAAGGGCUCAUGCACUGGGGAGGCGAGGCAGGAUACCAUGCGGACAACGCGAGGGACACCGAGGGCCUGGAACACAAGCUGAGGCGACGAUUGCGAGACCGUGAUAUUUCGGAGGAAGACUUUCUGCUUUACUGA